AAGCUUCCUGAGUUGAGAUUUGGAAACUUCACUGGUGCUCAUUUAUAACUUGGACUGUAAGCAUGAGUGAAUUCUGGUUGUGUUUCAACUGCUGUAUUGCAGAACAGCCUCAACCUAAAAGGCGCCGGCGGAUUGACCGAGGUAUGAUUGGAGAGCCCACAAACUUUGUGCACACGGCUCACGUUGGGUCAGGAGACCUGUUCAGUGGGAUGAAUUCCGUUAGCUCCAUUCAGAACCAGAUGCAGUCCAAGGGAGGCUACGGGGGUGGCAUGGCUGCCAACGUGCAGAUGCAGCUCGUGGACACGAAGGCCGGAUAGCCCCAGACCCCUACUCCACGUGAUGGCGUCUUGU
Messenger RNA from Aethalodelphis obliquidens (Pacific white-sided dolphin), 351 nucleotides. Its product is annotated as CDC42 small effector protein 2-like. Gene Ontology annotation, biological process: regulation of Rho protein signal transduction. Gene Ontology annotation, molecular function: small GTPase binding. NCBI's taxonomy places the organism in Eukaryota, Metazoa, Chordata, Mammalia, Artiodactyla, Delphinidae. The record is from RefSeq and is a predicted model, not a curated record. Gene Ontology annotation, cellular component: plasma membrane.